GCGCUCCGUGCUGUCCAUAUGUAGGAACAGACUCCAUCCACUACACUUUUACAGUGAGAUCUUGUGUUGGGGAUGCCUUGUGUUUGGUUGGACAUAUAGAGCAGUAGGCUACAAUAGAAGUACUAAUAUGACAAAACAAUAGAACUUUCAUGUCACAUCAUGUGUGUUUUUUCAUCACAGCACUGAGGACUUCUACCAUGGCUGGCAAGAUGGCAGGGGGUGUCCUCUCUCCUUUGGAUAAUCUGUGUGGAGUGGACUGUUCCAAUGUCCAUCCCCUGUUUUGUCACCUGUGCCAUGAGCAGUACCAGCACCCAUGCCUCUUAGACUGUUACCAUAUCUUCUGUGCGCGCUGCCUACAAGGCAGAGCCAAUGAAAGUCGUCUCAACUGCCCCCUCUGCGGAUACCCAUCAGUUGUAAAAGGAAUGAAUGCACUCCCACCAGAGGACCGUUUGCUGAAGUUCCUAGUUGAUAACUCUACUGAUGACUGUGAAGAGACAGUCCAGUGUGCCAACUGUGACCAGCAGAGCAACAAACAGGACACAGGGCCAAUGUACUACUGUAACACGUGUAGCCAGCCCCUGUGUGGAGCUUGCAGGGAUUCCACACACAAGGCCAAGAUGUUCUCCCACCAUGAGAUUGUGUUCCUGGCCAAACGCACCAAAGUGUGCCACCGGAUGUGCUCUCUCCACGAUGAGCCCUACAUCAUGUUCUCCACAGAGAAGAAGUUGAUGCUCUGCAUCAAGUGUUUCAGAGACAUGCAAGUAGAGAGCCGGAUACACUGCAUCGAUAUUGAGACAGCAUACAUACAAGGCUGUGAGAUACUAGACCAGGCAGUGCUGGCAGUGAAGGAGCUGCAGACAUCGGCCUGUGAGGCUAUUAUCAUGCUGAGGGCCAUGAUAGGAGCGGUGGGCUCCAAUAUGGAGGAAGAGGAGAAUGCAAUCUGCAACAUCUUCACCAGUAUGCAGGAAAGACUGGCUGAGAGGAAGAACAUUCUGUUGCGAGCGGCUCAAAGCCAACAUGAAGAAAAGGAGAAGGCGCUAAAGGAGCAGCUCUCACACCUUGCUGCCCUCCUGCCAACCCUGCAGGUUCACCUGGUCACCUGCUCAGCCUUUCUCAGCUCAGCCAACAAGUUUGAGUUUCUGGACAUGGGAUAUCAACUAAUGGAAAGGCUGAGGAGGAUUGUGAAGCUCCCUCAUCAACUGCGACCAGUGCAAAGCAGCAAAAUUAACACAGGCUACAGGGUUGAGUUUGCUCGCUGUCUGGAGCCCCUCCUGCUGCUGGGACAGCGCCGCCCAGCCUCCAUUACCGGCGCAACUAGUAUUGCAGCCCUGCUCCAUUCCCCCUUCUCCAUGUCGUGCCGCUCCCCGUCCCUCAGUGACAUGCCCCUGGGCUCGGCCGCGGGGAGAAAGUCUACCUCCCACCGCUACAUCUGCACCAAGGUCCUCCUGGCAGAGGGGGGCGACACACCCUUCACUGAGCACUGCCGCAACUAUGAGAACAGUUACAGGACCCUCCAGACUGAGAUCCAGAACAUGAAGGACCAGGUACAGGAGCUACACAGGGACCUGACCAAACACCACUCCCUCAUCAACACAGACACCAUGGGGGAGAUCCUGGACCGCUCCCUGCACAUCGACGGACAGAUCUCCUCCCAGUACUCCUCUGUGGAGACCAUGAGGGCUCUGUUUGAAGAGAUUUGGGAGGAGACCUUUCAGAGGGUCACUAAUGAGCAGGAGAUCUAUGAAGCACAGCUCCAGGACCUGCAGCAGCUGAAGCAGGAGAACUUGUACCUGACCACCAUCGCCCGACAGAUUGGACCAUACAUCCUGUCUAUCGCCAAGGUUAAAGAGCGCCUAGAACCAAGAUUUCAGGAGCCCAAAGAGCUUCAUGAUGACCGCACAGAAACCAUGCUGAAAAUCUAUGAGGACACCUCUAUGGCCAUGGACGCACAACACAGGUACCUCGCAACACAUAACUGUGUGAAGACCACACCUGUCCCACUGACAGUGACUGGGAAAAGAACAUGGAUAACCGCUCCCUUAUCAUACAGUCUGAUGAGGCUUCCAUCAAGACCAAUGACUACCAUUGGCCAGGAAGGCAGACAGCCAAUUACAAUGAGAUGCCAUUAUAAAGCAGAAUGUUACACUUUCCCCUCCCCCCUGUUUCCUGUGUGGCCUCCAGCUCAACACAACAGGACAGGGACAGCAUGUGACAUUCUCCUCUGUUCAGAUAGUCGCUCCUGACAUUUCAUGGUGACAUUUCUUGGCAGGGAGGUGUUGUCAUCCGCUCAGAGGUGAGUCCUUAGACAAACAGGUCUCAGAGGACUCCACUGACACUCACUGGACUCAAUGACUAACAAACUGGAGUCAAUGGACUCACUGAGAGGGCGGUGAAUCCCCUCCAAUCUCACUAGUCAAUGUGAAAAGAUCAAUCUGAUGGACCAGUAGAACACCUCAUUAUGGACUGAAUGGAUGGAGGAUCUGGAGUUUUAUGCUGAGGAAGUGACUGUGACUACCAUGUCUCAAUCAACAAUGCAUGGUUUUAGACCUGCAAUAACAUACAGAGGGAGAGUGCUUCCUCAGUUGAUAUUUCUAAAAUGGUCAUAUGUUGUUAUGCUGUGUUGUCCUGAAAGGGCUAUUCGUUUGAUUGUAUGGUUCUAAAACCGACGGUUGUAUUUGUAUCAUAUGAUCACUAGUUAUAUACAGUACAUAGUGGAAUGUAUCUGGUGAUGUAUGGCUUGUUGGUCCUCAUCCUCAGGUCAUAGAUAGUGCUGGUGUGACCUCAGUAAAUACAACAGUCAAAUGUAAUGAUGCACAUCAACUUGUGCAUUAAUCAUGGAGAAACUGGGUGAGUAUUGUCAGUGUGGUUUCCUUAAAUUACCCAAGAAUAUGCAGCAAAUUGGUGAAGCCGAGCUUAUGUGAGGGAAGCAAUUGCUAAAAUGUUGCGUCAGGCGCUGCUCCAGAAUCUCCCAUGUGUUCAAUUAGGUUGAGAGCUGGUGACUGAGACGGCCAUGGCAUAUGGUUUACAUCGUUGUCAUCCUCAUCAAACCAUUCAGUGACCACUCGUGCCCUGUGGAUGGAGGAAUUGUCAUCCUAUGGGGGCAUAGCCAUGGUAGCCGUAAUACCCCAUAAUGAC
Oncorhynchus mykiss (rainbow trout) is the source of this 3135-nucleotide messenger RNA. The record is from RefSeq and is a predicted model, not a curated record. Lineage: Eukaryota; Metazoa; Chordata; Actinopteri; Salmoniformes; Salmonidae.